AUGUCGUCACAUAGCCCCCGAGGCCGUCGCCGACGGGAUAGCUACGAUGACUACAACUACAAGAGUCAAUACGGCAGAAAUCCACCGCCUCGAUACCAAAAAGAUGACCGCUACCCAGCGUACGACCGCGGCCGCCAAUGGUAUGACGACAACUAUGCCUACCGACACGAGUCCUACGAUAGUGAGCGGGACAGCAAACAGGCGACCAAGCCGGCCGAGAAGCGUAAGCCCAGGAACAGAUCCCUCAAGGAGGUGACCAACAGGAUAAAGGACCUCGUCGUGCGCUCGACAUCGACCAAGCGGGAGCCUUCCCCGGACGCCAAGAGCGACAUGACCGCGGCGUCGGGCCAUACCCGCGCCACCCAGAGGAGCCUGAGCUUGGCCGACUCGGAUCGCAGUCGCAGUCGAAGCCGCAGCAGGAGCGUGGGCAGUCGCGCAAGCUCAGUCCACACGCGCGUCACCGCAAAGAGCCGUGGUGGACAAACGUCUGGGGCCAGGAGUGUGCGCGGCAGCGAGCGCGGCGGUGAGAAGAGCAGAAAAAGGGACAAGAGCAAGCACGGGCGGGAACUUGACCAUAGUGAGAGGAUCAAGCAGGCGCUGCUGGCGGGGUUGGCCGCUGGGGCUGUGGAGGCGAUUCGUGUGCGCAACGAGCCAGGGCCGUGGAGGGGGCCAAAGGGGAGGAGGGUCGCGACGGCGGCGUUUUCGGCUGCGGCAAUCGAGGCGGCGAUUGAUAAGCACCCCGAUCACAACCCCAAUAAGAAGGCCGUUAUCGCCAGGCUUGGCGGACUGGUGAUGAGCCGGCUGAUUAACGGGCCGACCGAAAGCAAACGGAAAGGGAAGAGAAGAUGA
Messenger RNA from Pyricularia grisea, 849 nucleotides. RefSeq lists its product as uncharacterized. The record is from RefSeq and is a predicted model, not a curated record. The transcript has a single exon. Lineage: Eukaryota; Fungi; Ascomycota; Sordariomycetes; Magnaporthales; Pyriculariaceae. The coding region runs from base 1 to 849 and encodes 282 amino acids.